AUGGAAAAGAAAAUCUUCUGUGCAAUUUUGGCUUUGUGUACGAGACUCGUCAUUAAAAGCAUCGCUCGAGAACAAAGAAAUCAUUUUGCAAAAAAAGAUGUUGAUGCUGGAAUUCAUGUUGAUAUUGAAGACGCCGAAGAAAUUAAUAAUCUAGAUAAUAUCAACGUUUUAUUAGUGCCAAUUUACCAAGAAUUUAUUAUCCCAUCGACAUCUCAAAGUUGUGCAGCUGAAGAAUUGGCGGGAAAUAGUGAGGUUAAAGUUGUGUAUACCGAACCUUUUAUGGCGUCCGUUGAUGUACAACAUAAAUUUUAUCCUGAUCAUGCGGAAACUGAUAAAGAAAACGAUAUUGAGGGUAUUGUUAGAAAACAAUUGAGUGCGUGGAUUCGUAACCACCGGGCCUAUUUAAAAACACAAGCCGCCAAAAGAGAUAAAGAUGGAAAGAUACUUUCAAGAGCAUCCGUAGAGGUGAAAGAAAUAAAUCAAAUAGACGACGCUGAUAUCCAAAGAGCACUGAGAGAACUACAAAAAAAUCAUAGCGAAAGAAACUUACCACACGUGAAAAAGUUAUUAAAAAUAACUUUGCCUCAAAGACACCAAUGGAUUUAAAAUGAAGCUAAA
Messenger RNA from Chelonus insularis, 618 nucleotides. RefSeq lists its product as uncharacterized. The transcript is spliced from 4 exons. The coding region runs from base 1 to 606 and encodes 201 amino acids. NCBI's taxonomy places the organism in Eukaryota, Metazoa, Arthropoda, Insecta, Hymenoptera, Braconidae. The record is from RefSeq and is a predicted model, not a curated record.